This is a messenger RNA of Miscanthus lutarioriparius, 1317 nucleotides long. The record is from the annotation of a GenBank genome assembly. Lineage: Eukaryota; Viridiplantae; Streptophyta; Magnoliopsida; Poales; Poaceae.
AUGGUCCCCCGCGUCCGAGUUCUCAGCAUCACCCAUGUCCGACCACCCGCUGAAACCUCCAAUCCUCUACCGGACAACGGCGACCACACCAUCAAGCUCUCGCUCUUCGACACCAUGUUGAUCCCCCUCCAACCGAUGCAGCGCCUCUUCUUCUAUGAGGGUGACGACCUGCCGCCCUUCCCUGCCCUGCUCGCCACGCUGCAGUCCUCCCUCGCCGCCACGCUCGCCGUUUUCACCCCGCUCGCCGGCCACGUCGCGGUCUCCAAGUCGGGGGACGUCGUCAUCGACUGCUCCCCCGAAGUCGUUUCCCAGGGUGUCAGGUUCGUCGAAGCCGAGUACGCCGGCAGCACAGACGACAUGCGCCGGCUUGCAAGCGACGCCGAGCAUGACGUCGAGGCGUACGCGCAGCUCGUGCCUGCUCUCGUGGUCAGCGCGCUGCCGGUCCCUGCACUGGCCGUGCAAGUGACGAUGCCCGCGGACACGGAUGACAGAGGCGGGAUCGGAGCCGUGGUGGUCGGCGUGUCCAUGAACCAUGGAAUGGCCGACGGCCGGGCGCAGUGGGAGUUCAUCCGGGCGUGGGCUGCCGCAGCUCUGGGCGGCUCGCCGGCCUUGCUGGGGACCCUGCCGCCGGUUUUCGACCGCGCGGUGAUCAACAGCCACCCCAAGGCAGAGGCGGUGGCGCGCAAGUUCGUGCGAAUCUUUGCGCCAGCGUUGCCGACGGUGAACGCACUCCCCGGACCGGACCUGACACAACAAGGGAGAAGGACCUACCUGCUCAGCGCCAGCCAGAUCCUGUCGCUGAAGCAACGCAUUUCACUGCAGAGCAAACGCGCCGACGGCGACAACGCACCGGCCGCCGUAGCGAAGCCCCCGACCACCUACGCCGCCGUGGCGUCCCUGGUCUGGACAUCCGGCAUCCGCGCCAAGAACGCCCUGAGCCGCGCCGAGGACGACGCCUACCUGUCGUUCGCCGCGGACUGCCGCGCGCGCCUGCGCCCGCCCAUGCCCGCCGCCUUCUUCGGCAACUGCGUCAAGCCGUGCUAUGCGAGGGCCACGGUGGGAGAGCUCAGGGACGGCGGCGUGGGCGCGCUCGCGCGGGCCGCGUCGGCGAUAGGGUCGUCCCACCGGUUCGCCGCGUACGAAACAGACUUCGGCUGGGGCAAGCCGAGCCGGGUGGAGCUCGCGUCGGCGUUUGUCCGGGAGUUCGUGGCGCUGGUCGGGGCGCCGGAAGGUGCUGUACAGGUGUCCGUGGCCCUUGAUCGGGGCCGCAUGGAAGACUUUGAGGCCAACUUCUUGUCACAGCUGCAUGGUUCGUAA